Bipolaris sorokiniana ND90Pr is the source of this 1117-nucleotide messenger RNA. RefSeq lists its product as uncharacterized. The annotation marks the transcript as partial. The record is from RefSeq and is a predicted model, not a curated record. Lineage: Eukaryota; Fungi; Ascomycota; Dothideomycetes; Pleosporales; Pleosporaceae. The transcript has a single exon.
CUACUGUCGAUUGGAGGGAAACGAGGAACAAGCAUUCCCGGCGUACCAAUCAGCAGAACAACACUUAUAAACCUUCUCCUCCUAACCAAUGUACGCAUCAUCCAAGAGUUCUCUUCUUCCGCUGGAUACCGAGCCGCAUUAGGAAGCUGGUGCGGCCAAUGGUACAUCCAAUGGGAAAUGGGACAGCAGCACGCUCUUGGCAGCUUGCGGGCACAUGAUUCGCAUUCGCCAGCAACAGAUGUGUAUGCACCUGUUUUGUCUGCGAGAGUUGAUGCAUGCGUCAGGAUGAUGGCAGGCGUGGUCCAGCAUUCCAGUGGAGGCCCAAGCAAAUUCGCAAUGGCGUUCCCAGGCAGAGUGCCUGCUGGUGAAUAUUCCCUCGAGUACCAAGAGAAGGGGUUCGCAUUGUCGCAUGGCGCACGCCAUAUCUACAAUAUGAAUGGCGGAAAAGUAUACGAGACAGAUUUUCUCCUGCCACGAAAAAAGGAACAAAGUGGGUUUGCUAUUUCACGUACUGGACAGAAAGAAGCGGAAACAAUCUUUGAUCUGCCGUCGAGCAAGCAGGAAAUGCAUCCUAUGCGCAUGUACGUCGCGCCGAACGAACAAGCGAUCCUAGCACAACGCCUAGAUCAUAUUUCCUGAGCUUACCUCUCAUGGUCUAUCCACCGCGGCAUGCGAGACAUACUGCUCGCUUUUUCCCGGAAAACAAUGCAAAAAUGGUGUCAACGGUUAGCUGGGCGACUACGUGAUGCGGCGCCCCAUUAAACGAGAGGUGCUUGUCAAAUAAGGCUGGGAGUCUUCCUUUGUAGAUGAGUACAUAGGCACCAUGACCUCUUCAGCUAUUCUCGCCGAGCGCGGUAAUUCAGGAGAUGCUGUUCGCAUAGUCACUGCACUGGCGGCCUUAGAAUAUGCAGGGGGGAACGAACCUGAUCUAUCAACUCUUGAUGAGACGGCCUUCUGGAGACGCAUUGUCAGUGAAAAAGUAACAGGAAUUAAAGAAAACGAAGUAGAUAAUGGGUGGCUGAGCAGGGAUGCUAUCGCGGCGCUCGUGAAAUGCUUUGUGUUGGAAUGGAGUGUCGACUUUGAUUAUCAGUUUUAUCAUCGCUUGCCGACAGAUCUC